AUGAAGGAUGGAAGUGUGGUUUCAGAUGGGAUCAGCUCAACAAGAACCAGCAGUCUGCUAUUCAGUGGAUGUGAACCUAUAACAUUGUACCCAGAGGGUGACGAGAAGUACACGCUGUUCGCUUACCUGGAUAGUCUGGCGGAGUGGUACGGGGCUGACAGGGAGACCUACGUCAACCUGCCUACUGAGUAUAAGAAACUACGAGACAGGGUUACCUUGGAUACCAUGAUCAUAAAGGAUGAGUACGGGCAGACAGCUCUCCACAUAGCCACUCAGUACUGUUCCGUGGACGAUGUCUCCUUGUUCCUGGACAUGGGUGCGGAAGUUAACGCAACCGACCACCACGGCUACACUGCUCUCUUUUACGCAGCUAUAACCAACAACACAGUCACUGCACAUACUCUCAUCAGUCGUGGGGCGGAUCUAACUGCGCGCGGUACCACGUGCAAUAGAGGUGCACUUCACAUUGCUGCAAUGUACGGUAGUGACGACGUGCUCAGGCUCUUACUUGACAAGGGCUGCAAGAUAGACGAGCAAGAGUCACUAGGCCUGACUCCCAUAGCCCUAGCAGCGUACUACAGAAACUCUAAAACUACUGAGUAUCUUCUGUCGGUCGGGGCUGACCCCUUUGUUGCAGACAAGUAUGGAAUUACAAGUGCCCUCCGGAUGGCAAACACCAUGCCCACUAUGAUACGCGAUGUGUUCCAAACUCUCGUUUCAGAGGAUCUUUACCAAGGGGUGCGGUGCUACAAUCUUGACAAACUGCUGAACGUGAACGAAGACGUGCACAGCUCCCUCUACCACUUCCUGGUAUGGAAAAGGAACAUGGGAAUAGUGGAGCAUCCUGUCUUCAAACAGUUGACGGACGCUAAGUGGCAGCAGUACGGGGCAGGGCCCGCUAAAAGAGAUUUCUUCUUCCUGGGAGUGUAUCAGAUGGUGUGGCUAGGAGUGUACAUGUUAGGCAGCCUCCCUGUCCAGGGUUCCCUCUCUGGUCCUCAUUACUCCCAUAGUACUGUGUACGUAGUGGGCAUCCUCAUGGUCCUAUACAGACUCAGAACUAACUUUUCAGCUCUGUACAGGAGAUACACGUAUUGUGUGUUUGUUAGAAGACUCGUCGCUGUCACCGAACUGUACGAACAGAAUGUAGUUCAUCCAAAAGGACAACAUCUGAUCGAUAAGAACAUAGAUAAGUCUGAUCCGAUUAGUUUUGUCAAUGAUUUGAAGAGAGCUCCAACCUUGAUAAUAGAUUUCCUGAUAGACUUCUGUUUGCUCCUUUACGUCCCGCUAAAGAUAUGUUCCUUUUUCUACCCCCAGCUAUCCAGAAUAGAGAACGUAUGCGGAGCCUGUGUAAUUAUGAUACUGUGGGUGAACGGUUUCUAUAAACUCCAGAUCACUACAAAAAUAGGACCCUUCGUUGUGUUCGUGAAGUACGCUCAGUCUGACCUCAAGAAGGUGAGUAUGAUGUUUUUAGCACUGUUUGCUCCGGCUUUCCUUGUCUUCUACAAGACAAUCUACGUGAAGGGUGGACACGAUCAAAUAGCCAUGACAGAGUCUGGUGACAGAGAGAGAAGAGCUGCUAAACCAGGGGGAGGAACCGGGGGAGUGGAAAUAGAAGUACAAGAUCUGGAGGGUAUUAAUAUCCUCACUACCUUCUUCAGAGUGUUGAGAAUGGUUCUGGGAGACUACGACUAUGAUGAUGGUAUCAUCCGAUCUAACCAAGUUUUAAUAAGGCCAAUAUGGUGGAUGGUUAUCUCCCUGGUGUGGGUGGUUGUUUCAAGUGUCCUAGUCCUCAAUCUCUUGAUAGCGCUCAUGACUGACAGCUACCAGAGGAUCUUUGAGACGGCGGAGCUGGUGGCUAGGAUACAGAGAGCUCAGUUUAUUUGUGACGAGGAAAAAGGAAUGUUAAAAGGAACGCUAAGAAAUUUGACAAAAACUUUAGCAACCGAUCAGCCAUUGAAAGAAUUCUUCGACCCUGUUUGUGAUAGAGAUAGGGUUAGUGUGGUGGAGGAACGGAUCAAGGGUCUUAAUGGCCGCCUCUCUAAGCUGGAGGGGUUGGUUGAAGAUAGACUUUCUUCUUUCUUGAUGACGAAACUUAGCUUUAUCGAGGAAGCGCUCACUGUUUAUAAUCGCUAA
Messenger RNA from Bolinopsis microptera, 2133 nucleotides. RefSeq lists its product as uncharacterized. Gene Ontology annotation, cellular component: plasma membrane. Gene Ontology annotation, biological process: calcium ion import across plasma membrane. The record is from RefSeq and is a predicted model, not a curated record. The transcript has 5 exons. Lineage: Eukaryota; Metazoa; Ctenophora; Tentaculata; Lobata; Bolinopsidae. Gene Ontology annotation, molecular function: protein binding; calcium channel activity. The coding region runs from base 1 to 2133 and encodes 710 amino acids.